Pogoniulus pusillus (Red-fronted tinkerbird) is the source of this 2133-nucleotide messenger RNA. RefSeq names its product Bardet-Biedl syndrome 10 (gene BBS10). The record is from RefSeq and is a predicted model, not a curated record. Gene Ontology annotation, molecular function: ATP-dependent protein folding chaperone; ATP binding. Lineage: Eukaryota; Metazoa; Chordata; Aves; Piciformes; Lybiidae. Gene Ontology annotation, biological process: chaperone-mediated protein complex assembly. The transcript has 2 exons. The coding region runs from base 1 to 2100 and encodes 699 amino acids.
AUGGCGCGGCGGCCGCAGCUGGCACGCUUGGAGCAGGAGGCGGCGGCGCUGGCGGGCGCGGUGCGCGGCGCCCUGGGGCCGCGGGGCGGGCGGGCGCUGCUGGUGCGGCCCACUGGCGAGGUGCUGCUGACGCGGGACGGGCGGGUGCUGCUGCGAGCCCUCAGCCUGCGGCCGCACUCGGCCAGGGUGAUGGUGGCCGCUGCCUGCAGCCACCGCGCCGCGACGGGGGACGGCGCCAAGACCUUCGUGGUGCUGCUGGCCGGUGUGCUGGGUGGCUUGCGGAUCUCAGGCGGCGGCGGCGGCCUGAGGCAGGCACUGCGGACCUUCGAGACGCAGGUGCUGGAGCGGGCCGUGGCGCAGGGCUUGCGGCGGCACCUGACGUCGGUUCUGCCCGGGUGGGAGGCUGAGGCGGGCGCCCUGGAGGCGCUAGUGGAGGCCUACCUGAGCGGCCGGCUGGGGCCCGGCGAGCGGCGGUGCCUGGCGCGGCUGAGCUGCGAGUACUUGCGGCGCUGCGCCGCGGCUGCCGCCCCCGACCCGCAGCUGCUGCGCCUCCUCAGCCGCCGCUUCGCGGAUCUACACACCGCCGUGGUCGGCCUUCCUGUGGCGACGUCCAGGGUCUUGCCCGGUCUCGUCCUUCGCAGGGACUUCGCGGCCUAUUGUCCGGCAGAAGGGGACUUACGAGCUGUGCUCGUCACUGAGCCCCUCCGGCCUGCUCUCCCCACCCCCGGAGUCGAGUUUGUUAUAGACUCAGAGGGUCAGUAUCAGGCAUCCCUGUGCUGGAUCACGAGGAGAACAGAAGCUGUAGUGCAACACUUGCAGAGCAACAACAUUAAGCUGUUACUGUCGAGUGUAAAACAAGAUGAAGUAGUUAUCUACUAUGCAAAAUUACACGGUAUAUCAGUGGUGGAGUGCUUAUCGACAGAAGAAAUGACUCUUAUCUGUGAAAUCACAGGGGUCUCACCUUACUCACCUUUGACUGCUAACCUAGACGGAGAAAUCGUUGACACCACAAUGGUAACGUUUUGCCAGCCCUUGCUUCUCGGCUCAGAGAGACGUGUUCACAUUGGCUUGCCUGGUGUCUGUGCCUUUCAGCCCCACUCCCUAAUUCUGUGCGGGCCAGUCGGUGGUGUUACUGAGCAACACGCUGCGGCUGUACAAGGGGUGUUUACGAUGCUGCAGCAGCUAUUUAAAACAGUUGAUCGGAGGGAUGAAUGCAAACCAGGAGGGGAAAGCCAGAACAAAGCCUUGGAGGUUGGCAGUUGCCAUUCCUCAGCUGUUCAUAAGCAACUUGUAAUCCAAAAUACUUCUUGUAACACUGAUCCGAUUCCUGAACAUCAACUGAAGGCACAUGGGGACCCUGAUUUGCAGGGAAGUGAAAAUCUAACCUCUGUGCAAACAGACUUGCAAAUGUCACGUAUCAAAGCAGUCAGUGUUGCCACUGCAGCAGAUGACUCUUCAAGACAGGUACAGAAACUCUGUGCCAAAUGGGAGCAUCCAGGUGGCAUGCACGAGAACUAUGAAAGUGAUUCACUUCUGGUCAGUCCAGAGGACUAUGGAACGACUGCCUCAGCAGCACAUGAUGCUAAUAGAGGCACUGCUCAUGGACACCUAGGUGUUGGCGAAGCCCUAGAGAAGCCAGGUCACAGUGUAGUUUCAUUUAGAAUGGGAAGGAAUUGUGGCAGUAUUCCACAGAAUCAUUCCAGUUCCCUCAUAGAAGCAGGAUCAAUUUUGCCAGUGGGAGGCUACUUUGAAAUCCUGUUACAUUAUUACAUUCAGUGCUAUGCAAAACAGCUUCAGCAGUCAGAGCUAACUGUCAUAUCUAAGGUAGUUGCUGAUGCUUUGCUAAGUAUCCCCAAAUCCCUGCACAGGACAACAGAACGAAAUGGCUUCACCACAUUCUACCUCAAAACCAUAAAUGGACUUGGGAAUAAUCAGCCCCUGUCUGUGAACGAGAAGGGUUUAGAAUCAGUGUAUUGCAAAUACCAGUUAGUGCUUUCAGUUCUUCACUGUGUUACAGAGCUGCUCUCAGUAGAUUUAAUAAUUGGUGUUCAGCGGCCACAGCAAACAGUAGAGGUUUAUGACUCGGAGGAUGACUUCUGAAAUGAUCAAUAAAGCAUGUUUUCUGAUCAUGUA